Messenger RNA from Drosophila bipectinata, 528 nucleotides. The record is from RefSeq and is a predicted model, not a curated record. Lineage: Eukaryota; Metazoa; Arthropoda; Insecta; Diptera; Drosophilidae.
CUAUAAAACACAUUUAAAACUAUAAUGGAAAAACCCGAACCCAAAGAGUCAUCAAAGGGUGUCGAUUUAAAAGUGAUGCGGACCGAGUUUGAGUUGUACCACAUAAUUAGCUGCGGUCACUUCAAACGGCGGUUGCUGGAGCGCUGCCGCAAUGCCAACAUAUCCGGGUACGUGAUGUAUAAGAACAACGGACGCAUCGCAUGUGGUGUGAUGGAGGGCCUACCGGAGGACAUCAACCAAUUGAAGCUAUGGAUCUCCACCCGUUUUAUUCCAGAGCUCUUUGUUAAACGCUCCACUUUCUCGGCCUAUGAGAUUUGCUUCAACCCUGAUAGACAGGAGUUCUGCGAGAGAACCUCUGUUCCGGACAAGGAGCCGCUUCUGGCCGAUAUGUACGAAAAAGAUAUUGUGAAUCCGGAAGAAAGAGCCAAGCAACAGGCCAAGGCCGAGGCAGAGGCAGAAGGAUCGAACUCGUUCGACUCGCACGAUGAAACAGUGACCGGAUCCGUAGGUGGUUUCGAUUCACAUUAA